CUAUAAAAGGAAGUAAAGUUUUCCUUUCUUGAACACAAAAACUGCAUCGUUUUUACUUCUCUCUCUCUCUAGUUGGGGUGGCUUUUGGCUUCUGUGAUCAGACCAAACUAAGCUAAGCUACCUAGCUACUCUCUCUCCCCCUGAACAAAUUAAGGUGUGAGAAAGAGACGAGUAGCUAGAGAGAAUGGCAAGAGAGAAGAUAAAGAUAAAGAAGAUAGAUAACAUAACAGCAAGGCAGGUGACAUUCUCUAAGAGAAGAAGAGGGCUUUUCAAGAAGGCUGAAGAGCUUUCAGUGCUUUGUGAUGCUGAGGUUGCUCUUAUUGUUUUCUCUGCUACUGGAAAGCUCUUUGACUUUGCCAGUUCAAGCAUGAAGCAUAUCCUAGCAAGAUAUAACUUGCACACCGAUAACCUCAACAGACCAGAUCGUCCAUCCCUUGAAUUGCAGCUGGAAAACUCCAAUCAUGCCAGAUUGAAAAAAGAGCUUGCUGAAAAAAGUCAUCAACUAAGGCAGAUGAGAGGGGAGGAUCUGCAAGGACUGAAAAUAGAAGAGCUGCAGCAGUUGGAGAAAGUUCUCGAAACAGGACUUAGUCGCUUGCUCCAGACUAAGGGUGAACGUAUUUUUAACGAGAUUUCUGCACUUGAAAAGAAGGAAGCUCAAUUGAUGGAGGAGAACAAGCUAUUGAAACAGAAAAUGGAAAUGUUAUGCAAGGGAAAGAAAGUUGUCGUUGCGGAUUAUUCGGAUACAGCUGUACAAGAAGAAGGCUUGUCGUCCGAUCAGUCUGCAAACAAUGUCUGCGGCAGCAGCAUCAGUGGCCCUCCGCCUGAAGAUGACGGCUCCGAUACUUCUCUCAAAUUAGGGCUUUCCCUGCUCUAGCGAGCUGGAACUUCUUGACGACUUAUGAGGGGGAUAAAGACAUGCACAGCAGCACAGGCACUUAUAUUAUGUUUCUUGGAAUUAUAUAUAUAUACACAGCAAGGAUGUAUUUGGCUUUCCAUAUAUGUUAUUAUAUAUGUUGUAAUAAGAAAAUCCGUCAAGACAUGUAUGUGAUUAUGGAUGUUUUGUCAUUUAAUGGGAGGUUUUUUCUUCCUACU
This is a messenger RNA of Tripterygium wilfordii, 1092 nucleotides long. Its product is annotated as MADS-box protein SVP-like. Gene Ontology annotation, biological process: positive regulation of transcription by RNA polymerase II. Lineage: Eukaryota; Viridiplantae; Streptophyta; Magnoliopsida; Celastrales; Celastraceae. Gene Ontology annotation, cellular component: nucleus. The transcript is spliced from 9 exons. The coding region runs from base 185 to 874 and encodes 229 amino acids. Gene Ontology annotation, molecular function: RNA polymerase II cis-regulatory region sequence-specific DNA binding; protein dimerization activity; DNA-binding transcription factor activity, RNA polymerase II-specific. The record is from RefSeq and is a predicted model, not a curated record.